UUCGAGAACCUGGCAAAAAUCGCCUCGAUGCUGCAAAGAAACAGCAUUCACGGUUCGUGUAUAAAACGGUAAAGGCUACUACCGAAAUUCACAGUUGUGCUCUUAACGUGGACCAGUCAACACCUCAAAUCAAACAAACUUAAAAUGGCUUUCAAGCUUUGCAUCUUCGCCGCCCUCGUGGCCGUCGCCGCCGCUCAGUACGGUUCCUCCUCCUACGGCCACGCCGCCCCCGCCUACAGCGCUCCCGCCUACCACGCUGAGCCCGCUUACCCCGACGCCCACCCCGCCUACAAGUUCGCCUACAACGUCCACGACCCCCACACCUACGACAUCAAGAGCCAAGAAGAGACCCGUGACGGAGACUACGUCCAGGGAUACUACUCCCUCGUCGAAGCUGACGGCAGCAAACGCAUCGUCCACUACUCCGACAAGGGACACGGAUUCGAAGCCGUCGUACAGAAGGAACCCGGAAGCCACCCUGCCCCCGCCCCCGCCUACCACGCCCCCGCCUACUCCGCCCCCUCCUACUCGGCUCCCUCUUACUCUGCCCCCGCCUACAAGAAGUAGAUCAAGUUCCUAGUCAUGUCAUCAACUCAUCUCAUUCAGUGUCAAUUAUUCAUUCAAGCCAUCUAAGUCACUUGUAAAUAUGUGUACAUACAGCAGCGCUAGCUGCAUACAGAAUAAAUAAGAGUGAUCAUCAUCA
Messenger RNA from Bemisia tabaci, 703 nucleotides. Its product is annotated as cuticle protein 7. Lineage: Eukaryota; Metazoa; Arthropoda; Insecta; Hemiptera; Aleyrodidae. The record is from RefSeq and is a predicted model, not a curated record. Gene Ontology annotation, cellular component: extracellular matrix.